AUGGAAGUCGCCACUCAGUCGCAACUGCUGGAAAACGAAGUAGACAACAUUUUGGGUCUUUCCGCCACCAACCAGACGCAAAAACCUGCCAAAAAGAGGAGCGGCAAAUCCGCAGAUGCCAAUGCAAAUGCCACGCAACGCGCGCGCCGCUCCGAGAUUGAGAAGAAGUCGCGCCAGCGGCGACAGGGCUCGAUCAAGGUGAUGCGAGACGAGGUGAAGGCACUCGAGCGCGAGUAUUUGCGACUGGCGUCUCGCGGUGCAAAUGCGUCGAGUGACGCCACGUCGGAAGAAGACGCUAGUGACACCGACCAGCACGAGCGUGGCAUCCUGUUGGACCCGACGCAGGUGCAGGCAUUGCGUAAGAAAUUCCUGCGUCUCUCGUCUGAAGCCGCAGCACUGCGUAAGGAACAGAAACAGCUACACAAAAUCCUGAACGUGCAACAACUUUUCCGUGACUCGUUCCAAGCGCUCGCUGCCGAGUUCACUGGCUCGGACAGUGAUCCGAGGUUGAACACCGUGUACCAUGCGCACUUCGAGCCACUGGCACAUGAAACGUGCUUUGCCAUCAUGCGCGACUCGUACGACGUCAUCACGCGGUUCGAAGCGGGUCAAGACUUCGUUACGACGGGAUCAUCACUCUUUGGCUGGAGUGAUCGUCGCCGUCUGGACGACGACGAGUCUAAAAUGGUUUUCUGCUUCCGCAAAUUGUUCGAAGACCAGAGUUGCGAGAGGCUCAUGGAGGAGUCUUGGCGCACUUUUUCGGACCUGGAGUUCAUGCGCCGAGUGGUGUUUUCGUCCAAAGUGGGUCUAGAUCUCGAGAUUUUGCAGGUGGUGAACCGCGACGCGCUGGUGGUGCGUCGCCACACCAACUAUCGCGAAAUGGGGCGCAGUUUCCACACGGUGUACCUGUUGUUUCGCCUGCAGACUGCCAAUGGCUACACGGUGUGUUUCCGCACCAUUCCGGCGCCCGGGAUCCAACAGGCUCUGGGGGAGGGAGAGGCGUGGAUCGAUCUCUUCCAUUGGACGACGCUGUCUCGUGUGCCUGAUGCGAACGGUAUGCUCACGGGCUGCGAGAUCUCGUUCGGUGGAUCUAUUGGCGCCGGUGUCAUGAACUUUGCGGCCCACUGGAUGCUCGAGCUCAUCAUGACGGUUGUGCGCUGGGAGAAUGCGUGUGUCGCGCCCCUCUUUAUCAAGUAG
Molecule: messenger RNA, 1197 nt
Organism: Phytophthora nicotianae INRA-310
Lineage: Eukaryota; Oomycota; Peronosporomycetes; Peronosporales; Peronosporaceae
Exons: 2
Coding region: 1-1197 (398 amino acids)
Source: RefSeq, a predicted model, not a curated record